UGGGUGCCCGUGGUUUUGUGUCUAUAUAAUUCAUUGUGAACCUCCUGAUGGAGUCUCAGGGCCUUGUAGUUGACAGCUGCAGGGAGGUGCCUGAGUUUUUGUUUGCACUGUUGUUGCCUGUGAGGAAGUGUGUGCGAGUGCUGUGCGUGGGACAAAGGAUUCCAAAGAAGACAGUCAGUCACUGAACGAAAAUCUUUCUGCACCUCCAUUUCACCGGGUUAAAUGAAGGAGCUGUGAUGGGGCCCUUUGGAGCCCUGUGUUUGGCCUGGGCUUUGCUAGGUGUGGCCAGAGCGUGUCCUGAGCCUUGCGCCUGUGUAGACAAGUACGCCCACCAAUUUGCAGACUGUGCCUACAAGGAGCUGCGCGAGGUCCCAGAAGGACUGCCAGCGAACGUGACCACACUUAGUCUGUCCGCCAACAAGAUUACGGUGCUAAGACGGGGAGCCUUCGUCAACGUCACGCAGGUCACGUCGCUGUGGCUGGCUCACAGUGAGGUGCGCACCGUAGAGUCCGGGUCUUUGGCAGUGCUGAGUCAGCUCAAAAACCUCGACCUAAGCCACAACCUCAUAUCCAACUUCCCUUGGAGCGACCUUCGUAACCUGAGCGCGCUGCAGCUGCUGAAAAUGAACCACAACCGCCUGGGAUCGCUGCCCCGGGAUGCACUCGGCGCGCUCCCGGACCUGCGUUCUCUGCGCAUCAACAACAACCGGCUGCGUACUCUGGAGCCCGGCACUUUCGACGCGCUAAGUGCGCUGUCUCACCUGCAACUCUAUCACAACCCCUUCCACUGUAGCUGUGGUCUCGUGUGGCUGCAGGCCUGGGCCGCGAGCACCCGAGUCUCCUUACCGGAGCCCGAUUCUAUUGCCUGCGCCUCGCCUCCUGAGCUGCAGGGAGUACCAGUGCAUCGCCUGCCCGCCCUGCCCUGCGCUGCGCCCAGCGUACGUCUGAGCGCAGAGCCGCCGCCUGAGGCGCCCGGCACCCCUCUGCGUGCAGGCUUGGCUUUCAUGUUACACUGCGUCGCUGAAGGCCACCCCACACCCCGCCUGCAAUGGCAACUUCAGAUCCCGGGUGGCACUGUAGUAUUAGAGCCGCCGGUUCUCAGCAAGGAAGAAGAUGGAGGAGGUAAGGUAGCGGAUGGGGAGGGUGACGGAGAUGAGGACCAGCCUACACAGACUGAAGCUCCAUCUCCGACACCAGCACCUGCUUGGCCAGCGCCUCCAGCCACGCCGCGCUUCUUAGCCCUCUCAAAUGGAUCUCUCCUGGUGCCCCUCCUGAGUGCCAAGGAGGCAGGCAUCUACACAUGCCGUGCACAUAAUGAGCUGGGCACCAACUCAACAUCAGUAAGGGUGACGGUGGCUGCAGCGGGGCCGCCAAAACAUGCUGCUGGAACGGGGGAAGAACGUGAUGCGCAGGCCCCGACCUCUGAGCGCAAGGCCACCACUAAAGGCCGUAGCAACAGCGUCCUGCCCUCCAAGCCUGAGGGCAAAACCAAAGGCCAAGGUCUGGCCCGGGUCAGCGUCCUCGGGGAAACCGAGGCAGAGCUGGAGGAAACAGAUGAAGGAGAGGAAGUGGGAGAUCAGAUCCCCGCAGAUCCGAUGGGGGAGAAGCAUUGUGGCCAUGGGGAUCCCUCACGUUAUGUGUCUAAUCAUGCAUUCAACCAGAGCUCAGAGCUCAAGCCUCACGUUUUUGAGCUGGGCGUCAUCGCUCUGGAUGUAGCCGAGCGUGAGGCUCGAGUGCAGCUGACGCCUCUUGCUGCACGCUGGGGCCCUGGGCCAGAUGGUGCUACCGGAGUGCGGCGGCCUGGAAGGCGGCCCCUGCGCCUACUCUAUCUGUGUCCUGCGGGGGGUGGCGCCGCAGUUCAGUGGUCGCGCGUGGAGGAGGGGGUCAAUGCCUACUGGUUUCGUGGCCUGCGGCCUGGUACCAACUAUUCUGUAUGCCUGGCACUGGCGGGCGAGGCAUGCCACGUGCAGGUGGUAUUUUCCACGAAGAAAGAACUGCCGUCCCUGCUGGUUAUUGUGACAGUGAGCGUAUUUCUCCUGGUGCUGGCCACUGUGCCCCUGUUGGGUGCCGCCUGCUGCCAUCUACUGGCCAAACACCCAGGGAAACCCUACCGUUUAAUACUGCGGCCACAGGCCCCCGACCCUAUGGAGAAACGCAUCGCCGCCGACUUCGACCCGCGUGCCUCCUACCUUGAGUCUGAGAAAAGCUACCCUGCCCGAGGCGAGGCGGGAGGUGAGGAGCGGGAGGAGGUCCCGGAGGAGGGCCUUGAUGAUGUGGAGCAGGAGGACCCAAGAGGGGACCUUCAGAGAGAGGAAAGCCUGGCGGGUUGCUCGUUGGUAGAGUCUCAGUCGAAGGCCAAUCAGGAGGAGUUCGAGGCUGGCUCUGAGUACAGCGACCGGCUGCCCCUGGGAGCGGAAGCAGUCAACAUCGCCCAGGAGAUAAACGGCAACUACAGGCAGACAGCGGGCUGAGCCCACAGCACGCCUAGCCUGCCCACCUCCACCUUGGGUACCUCGUAGCCUAGGCAUGGCAGGAC
This is a messenger RNA of Acomys russatus (golden spiny mouse), 2536 nucleotides long. It is a transcript of the gene Islr2, whose product is annotated as immunoglobulin superfamily containing leucine rich repeat 2. The coding region runs from base 237 to 2471 and encodes 744 amino acids. NCBI's taxonomy places the organism in Eukaryota, Metazoa, Chordata, Mammalia, Rodentia, Muridae. The transcript is spliced from 2 exons. The record is from RefSeq and is a predicted model, not a curated record. Gene Ontology annotation, biological process: positive regulation of axon extension. Gene Ontology annotation, cellular component: cell surface. Gene Ontology annotation, molecular function: protein binding.